AUGGAUUUGCCGGGCUCAAUACAUGAUUUUCUUUUAGUCUCUCUAGGAUUAGUUCUUAUAUUAGGAGGUCUAGGAGUGGUAUUACUUACCAACCCAAUUUAUUCUCCCUUUUCUGUGGGAUUGGUUCUUGUUUGUAUAUCCUUAUUCUAUAUUUUAUCAAACUCUCACUUUGUAGCGGCUGCACAACUCCUUAUUUAUGUGGGAGCUAUAAAUGUUUUAAGAUAUUACAAGUUUAGAAGAAUAACACACUGUGUGGAAAAAUUAGACAUAUAUUGA
Linum tenue is the source of this 276-nucleotide messenger RNA. NCBI's taxonomy places the organism in Eukaryota, Viridiplantae, Streptophyta, Magnoliopsida, Malpighiales, Linaceae. The record is from the annotation of a GenBank genome assembly.